AUAAGUAUACGCCGGUAUUUACGACUUUAAGCGUGCCCAACGCCACUAGGGCACAUUUAUAUACGCUACUACUUGCUACAUGUUGUUAGCUGUUAGCUGUGUGCUAGCAUGACAAUGAAGAUGGCGACUAUAGCUGCUUUGAAACACUUUGACGUGGCAAAAGAGACUUUAAUGGAGCUGCCUGCGCUGAACAAAGCCUCAGUGUUGGUCCCUCUGUUUGUAAGAAGCGGGAAGCUGCAUACUCUGAUGACUUUACGUUCUAAAGAGCUAAGGACCAGUGGAGGCGAGGUGUGUUUUCCUGGUGGUAAACAAGAGGCAGGUGACAAAGAUGAAGUGGACACAGCCCUGAGAGAAGCUGAAGAGGAGAUUGGUUUACUUCCUGCUGAUGUCCACGUCGUCUGCAGGUUGCAUCCCAUCAUCAGUAAGGUACAAGAAUACUUUAACCAGGUGCUGGUGACCCCGGUGGUGGGCUUCAUCCAGGAGUCCUUCAGGCCCAGACCAAACCCUGCUGAGGUCAGCGCUGCCUUCACGGUCCCCUUGGACCUCUUCACUCUGGACCAAGACCACCUGGGAGACCCCCGUGCCGCACGGGCCCCGGUGCCGACCUUGUCCUUCUACUUUACCGACCCCCGCACGGGAGCCGAGUACCACAUUUGGGGUCUGACCGCCAUGGUGGCCCUCAUAGUCGCCGCCAUCGCUCGUAAGACCUCGCCUGAGUCGGACGUGGGCGUCCGUGCGGAGGAGCUGCAAGUCAUGCUCAGACGACACCUGGAGGAGAGGAGGAGUAAACUCUGAUGUAGUUGUUGACUAAUGUAGGAAGAAGUAAUAUCCUUAAAGUUACAGGAGAGUAAAUCAGACAAAUUAAUUAUCCAACCUCCGAGGACAAAGCAACCAACAAUGGGAGACCGGGCUUUCUGCUCCACCACUCCCAGUCUCUGGAACGCUCUCCCUGACCACCUGAGGGCACCACAGACUGUGGAUGCUUUUAAAAAAGGCUUAAAAACCCUUCUUUUUAAAAAAGCCUUUUUUUAGAUGAAAAAUAGGUCUGGCUAUUAGGCUGUUCUAGUUUUUAUUUUAACUGUUUUUAUUAUCUUUUUCUUUUUAGGGACCGAAUGUCCCUUUGGCACAGAGGACCUAUUGUAUUUCUAAGGUUUUAUUAUUACUAUACCGCCGCCUCUUUGAGCUAUAAUUUGACCCCCUUAACAUGCUUCAAAACUCACCAAACUGGACACACACAUCAGGACUGGCGAAAAUUGCGAUCUAAUAAAAAAAACAAACCCCAAAACUGCGUUCUAGCGCCCCCUAGGAAGAAAACACAGACAAAACUGCCUGUAACUUCCAGUAGGAAUGUCGUAGAGACAUGAAACAAAAACCUCUAUGUGGGUCUCACUUAGACCUAGAUUUCAUACACUAACAUCCUUCAGCAAAAAUCAACAGGAAGUUGGCAAUUCCCCCUUCAAAACAAAAGUUUUGUAAAAACAGUCACCUUUGCCCCUUUGAGCUGUAAUUUGAGCCCCUUAACAUGCUUCAAAACUCACCAAACUGGACACACACAUCAGGACUGGCGAAAAUUGCGAUCUAAUAAAAAAACAAACACCAAAACUCAAAAUUGCGCUCUAGCGCCCCCUAGGAAGAAAACACAGACAAAACUGCUCCUAGGUAGAAAACAGACAAAACUGCCUGUAACUUCCAGUACGAAUGUCGUAGAGACAUGAAAAUAAAACCUCUAUGUAGGUCUCACUUAGACCUACAUUUCAUAUAUUGACAACCCCCAGCAAAAAUCAACGGGAAGUUUGCAAUUCCCCCUUCAAAAUAAAAGUUGGGUCAAAACAGUCACCUUUGCCCCUUUGAGCUGUAAUUUGACCCCCUUAACAUGCUUCAAAACUCACCAAACUGGACACACACAUCAGGACUGGCGAAAAUUGCGAUCUAAUAAAAAACCAAACCCCAAAACUCAAAAUUGCGCUCUAGCGCCCCCUAGGAAGAAAACACAGACAAAACUGCUCCUAGGAAGAAAACACAGACAAAACUGCCUGUAAUGUAACUUCCAGUACGAAUGUCAUAGAGACAUGAAACAAAAACCUCUAUGUAGGUCUCACUUAGACCUACAUUUCAUAUAUUGACAACCCCCAGCAAAAAUCAACGGGAAGUUUGCAAUUCCCCCUUCAAAAUAAAAGUUGGGUCAAAACAGUCACCUUUGCCCCUUUGAGCUGUAAUUUGACCCCCUUAACAUGCUUCAAAACUCACCAAACUGGACACACACAUCAGGACUGGUGAAAAUUGCGAUCUAAUAAAAAAACCAAACCCCAAAACUCAAAAUUGCGCUCUAGCGCCCCCUAGGAAGAAAACACAGACAAAACUGCUCCUAGGAAGAAAACACAGACAAAACUGCCUGUAAUGUAACUUCCAGUACGAAUGUCAUAGAGACAUGAAACAAAAACCUCUAUGUAGGUCUCACUUAGACCUACAUUUCAUAUAUUGACAACCCCUAGCAAAAAUCAACAGGAAGUUUGCAAUUCCCCCUUCAAAAUAAAAGUUGGGUCAAAACAGUCACCUUUUUUUAAACAUUAUCUCCUCUGAGCAUGUUUGUCGUGUCGGCUUCAAACUAGCACAGGAGAGAGAUUGAACCUUUCUGAUUAAAAGUUGAUGAAAGAGUUUUAAUUACUGCUCCGGUUUGGAUUUUAUGAGCCUUCAAAGUCUGUCCGUCCAUCGCUGCUUGCAGCUUUAAUUAUGAAUUUAUUUUGUUAAUACACUGUCGCACUUUGAGGUUGUUUGCUCAAUGUAAAGUGCUUUUUACAAAUGAAAUGUAUUAUAACAUCUAUUUUUACACGUAUAUAACUAUAGCUUAUAAAACAUGCAUACUUAAGUAGAGUGGAAAUACAAGUUGACUUUAUACGCGUAUUUGUGUUUCAUUGUAUCUGAUUGUGUUUACACACACAAACUAUGUGAAAAUACGGUUUAAACAUCACAAAGUGCCACAAAUUCAGUCAGCCAUUUUGAAUAUUGCCUUCUGAAUAUCUUAUUUCUGUAGAUUCUAUGUCACUUCUGCACUCUGACCAUAUUAUUAGGGCAGUCAUACUGGAAAUAUGCAACAAUUAGAUAGCAAUGGGUUGUUUAUCAUUCACAAUCCUUAUGUAAGAACACCUUUUAUGCAUUCUAAAUGGCAAAUAAAUAUUGAGUCAACAGAUGCAGAGUCUUGUCAUUAUAAUCCAUUUACAUGUUGUGUCUUUAGGUGACAUAAAUCAGAUAAAUAUCAUAUUUCAAUAUAGAGGACACUUGAUUUUACACUGUACUGCUACUUUAAUAUUAUGAGAUCCAUUAAGACAUGAACUGACACUUUUAGUCACCUUUACACUCUUUGAAGUCAAUGUAGUCAUGUUGUCUGAGGCUGGGCCAAUCACAAUGGAGUCAUGUUGUCUGAGGCUGGGCCAAUCAGGGGUCACCAUACUGAGAAGUGAAGCUGCAAACUCCAAAGUGCAAUGUGAGAGACAACAUGUCUGCAUAUUGGAAUAUGUAGGAAAAUAAAGUAUAACUACAGUACAACCUCUUUUAUAUAUAUUUAAGAAAAUGAAGUAAAACUACAAUACAUCCAAAACUUUUUUUUAUAUUUAAGAAAAUAAAGUAAAAUUACAAUACAUCCAAAACUUUUUUAAAUUUAAGAAAAUAAAGUAAAACUACAAUACAUCCAAAACUUUUUUAAAUUUAAGAAAAUAAAGUAAAACUACAAUACAUCCAAAACUUUUUUAAAUUUAAGAAAAUAAAGUAAAACUACAAU
Entelurus aequoreus (snake pipefish) is the source of this 3775-nucleotide messenger RNA. It is a transcript of the gene nudt7, whose product is annotated as nudix (nucleoside diphosphate linked moiety X)-type motif 7. NCBI's taxonomy places the organism in Eukaryota, Metazoa, Chordata, Actinopteri, Syngnathiformes, Syngnathidae. Gene Ontology annotation, biological process: coenzyme A catabolic process. The coding region runs from base 109 to 795 and encodes 228 amino acids. The record is from RefSeq and is a predicted model, not a curated record. Gene Ontology annotation, molecular function: coenzyme A diphosphatase activity; acetyl-CoA hydrolase activity. The transcript is spliced from 3 exons.